GACAAGUUUGGGCUAAUUUAAAGAGCCAUAUGCAAGGCAGUGUAUCAACAUUUUCCACAAAAAAGUGAUAGCUCUUUCUUCCCCCCCUAGCUACACCAUGAGAGCUCUACCAUUUCUAUACCUUGCCACCAUUUUAGAAACUACUCAAGUCAUUCCUAAUAACCUUCACCUUCUCAGACCACAUUCUGGCCUUGCUGGUCACAAUGUUGAAGGCAUUGACUGCCUAAGUUGGCGUCUAGCCGUGGAAACUGACAACAUCCGUAGCUGGUCAACAGUUCCAGAAGACUGUGAAAGCUAUGUUGGAAACUACAUGCUUGGCAAACAAUACCGUGAGGAUUGUCAAGUUGUGGCCGAUAAUGCUUAUGCCUAUGCCAAGAACCUCACACUCGGUGAUGAUGGCUUGGAUAUUUGGGUGUUUGACAUUGAUGAAACUACACUCUCUAAUUUGCCUUACUAUGCUCAACCUGAAGUUGCAUUUGGGGCAGUUGCAUAUAACUCAACAGCCUUUAACGAAUGGGAAGCAAAAGGCAUAGCACCAGCUGUGCCUGCGAAUCUUGAUCUCUACAAAAAAUUAGUAAAUCUUGGGUUUAAGAUUGUCUUUCUUACAGGAAGGUCUGAAACCUAUAGAAAUAUUACGAUAGAAAACCUGAAGAAUGUUGGUUACACCACUUGGGAGAAGCUCAUACUAAAGCAAACCUCUGAAUCGAGUACCACAGCAUUAGUGUACAAAUCAACCAAAAGAGCUGAGCUUGAAGCUGAAGGGUACAGGAUCCUUGGCAACAUGGGAGAUCAAUGGAGCGAUUUGUUUGGUACAAAUGUUGGCAAUCGAACAUUUAAAGUGCCUGAUCCAAUGUACUACAUUAGUUGAAAUUUCAUUAUGAUCUUACGAUUAAAAAGCUCUAGAGCUAAUUGGAAGCACUUGAUAAGUUAUAACUUCAGCUCUAUGCUUUGUACCAUGCCAAGUUUUUGGCUUUGGAUAUUAAUUAGGUGUUACUUUGAGGGGUCUGUUUUGGGUGUGCGCUAUGCCUUAAAAUAAGUUAAGUAAGGCUCUAUUUUCUGUGUUUUUCUGGGUUCUUUGCCUGCUUGAGCCACCCCAAGAUGAGUUGUAAGGGUGCUUGAGCUGGCUCUUGUACUUGCCUAUUGAGAACUCACAUUCUCGAUAUUAAUAUGUUUAGAAAUAAAAAUCCAAGGUUUCAAUUGGUUGAUCA
Molecule: messenger RNA, 1208 nt
Organism: Quercus robur (English oak)
Lineage: Eukaryota; Viridiplantae; Streptophyta; Magnoliopsida; Fagales; Fagaceae
Product: acid phosphatase 1-like
Exons: 3
Coding region: 98-868 (256 amino acids)
Molecular function (GO): acid phosphatase activity
Source: RefSeq, a predicted model, not a curated record